UCGCCUCUCAUGUGCACACCCGCUUUUCCCCAACUUUUAAGCACCGCUCGCCCUUCCUGACCGUUGCAUUCCCAAAAUCUCCUUGGUUCCCAUCCGAAACAGCAGCGCACGAGACGAAACCGCCAGCGCGUACGCGAGAGCCGCUCGACGCCAAGAAGAACCCGAGAGCCGCCGCCGCCCAUGGCCGACGCCAGCGCCCUUGUCGUCUCCUCCGCCGCCGGGGAGGGGUGGCGGCAGCACCCGCUGAGCCAGAUCGCGGGCAGCGGGACGCACCGGCUGCUGCUGAAGCAGUGGCUCAAGGAGGAGGACCUGCUCGCGCGCCGCGUCGCCCUGCGGGAGGCCCGCCUCGACGGCGCGCGCAGGGAGAUCGCCUUCCUCUACUGCGCCUUCUUCGCCUUCCACGCCGCCUCCGUCCUCCUCCUCUUCCUCUCGUCCUCCUCCGCAUCCUCCGUUGCCUCCGCCGCCGCUGCGUGCAGGCGGUCCUGGAUCCCCUGCCUCGUCUCGCUGCUCUCGUCGCUGGCCAUGCUCUGGGCGCUGCGGUACAAGUCCGACACGGAGGCCGUCCUGGAGCGGCUGCUCGCGCGGGAGCGCGAGGACGCGCUGCUCCUCGGCAAGUGCGUCGCCGAGCUCAAGCGCAAGGGCCUCGAGUUCGACCUCCUCAAGGAGGUGGACGCGCUGCGCAGGGCAAAGAGCCUCCGCGUCGAGGCCAAGGGCGGCGAGAAGGCCAGGAGGUGGCAGGCCAGGGACCUCGCCGUCUUCGCGCUCUUCGGCGCCGCCUGCGGGGUGCUCGUGCUCACCAGGUUCUUGCUCUGUAAUUAGCAAAGAUUAUGGGGGCAUCACGUGAUUCGCUUGCCUUCUUGGCGCUCUUCUUGAUUACCGUUGCUGGGUGAAGCGCAUAAUUCGUUGUUGGCACAACUGUUUGUUCUGCCAAUUUUGGUGUUGGUUUUUGUUUGUAAUAAGUAAAGGACUUGAUGCCUCAGAGCUUAUUCGCAUUCGUAUUUUUCAUUGUAUUAUGGAGCAAAAGUACUCUCCAAGUGUUAUGAAUUUACAAAGAUUAUGUCACCCUGCAGUUAUGCUUC
Phragmites australis (common reed) is the source of this 1079-nucleotide messenger RNA. RefSeq lists its product as uncharacterized. Lineage: Eukaryota; Viridiplantae; Streptophyta; Magnoliopsida; Poales; Poaceae. The record is from RefSeq and is a predicted model, not a curated record. Bases 181 to 819 code for a protein of 212 amino acids. The transcript has a single exon.